This is a messenger RNA of Penicillium subrubescens, 2598 nucleotides long. RefSeq names its product ZZ type zinc finger domain protein. The record is from RefSeq and is a predicted model, not a curated record. The coding region runs from base 1 to 2598 and encodes 865 amino acids. Gene Ontology annotation, molecular function: zinc ion binding. The transcript has 4 exons. Lineage: Eukaryota; Fungi; Ascomycota; Eurotiomycetes; Eurotiales; Aspergillaceae.
AUGGCUACACCAGCCCUCCCAUCACACCCAGGCCCCGACCAUCAAGUCUCCAUUAAGGUCUUUUACAACGACAGCAACCGCCGCUUUAAGCUACCUCUGAAGGACCUCCAGGCUCAGGUUCUGCCCCAGAAGCUCCGCUUGCUUCUCGGCGUUCCGGCAAAUGUCAACGUCAUCUUCGAACGUUAUUCCGACAGCGCUGGUAACUACAUCUUUCUAGACGAAUCGAACCCCUCCGUCUACAAACAACUCUACCGCGCCGCCAAAGCCAAGUCCAAGCUGCGUAUCAAGGCCACUGUGGUCGCUUCCUUGGCACCAGGGCCUUCAGACUUCUCUAUCCCUGAGCCAUCCUCUCAGAGCCCUCCUCGAUACAGCUACCUUGAGACUGUUCUCAGCUCACCGAUCCCUAUGGCUCACCCCGAGACCCUUCCCGCCACAUCUGAGCUGGCGACCACCUCUAUCGAAAUCGACGCCUUCCAGCCUCAGUCGACGCAGACAACCAUGCAGCCUCCUCGCUACCGCGACUUUGAAGCCGACGACAAGAUUCGCUUCCCUGUCAUCUCUCACAGCUCCCCCAACGGCAUGUUUUGUAUUGACUGCAACAACUGUGGUCGAUCUAUUGCCAACGAGCACUAUCACUGCAGUAUCUGCGAAUACGGCGACUACGAUGUGUGCCCGCAGUGCAUCGAGGCGGGUGCUUCGUGCCGUAGCGAUGGCCACUGGCUGAUUAAGAGAAUGGUGGUGAACGGCAUCGUGACCAACAGCACGACCGAGACCAUUCCCCCUCGUCAACUUCAGAGUGAGGCUCAGGCUCAGGCCCAGGAUACUCAAGCUCAGGAGACUCCCGAACUCACCGAAUCAGUUGCUCCUGUGCAGCAGCAGCAGCAGCAGCAGCAGGAGGAGGAGAAACCGAUCAAUCUCCAGCUACCAAAGCACUGCCCAGGUUACAAGGCUCCCACGGCUCCCACCACUGAACGCGUUUCGGAGAUGGAGGCCGCUCUCAUUCCUGGCUUUGCUGCCCGGUCUGAUGUCGCCGCCCAGGGCAGUGUUCCGGGUGAUGAAAACCCUAUGUGCAAUGGAUGCUGUCGUGAAGUCGAUGAGAGCAACCUGGUGCGAUGCAAUGACUGCGAGGACUACGACCUUUGCCUUCGUUGCUUGCUGCGCAACAAGCACGGCCACCACCCUGCCCACACCUUCUCGCUUGGCUCGGACCGCAACUUCUGCCUGAAGAACUUGAUCAUGUCUCGCUGUCUCCCCGGUCGCCAGUUCAAGCACGCUGCCAUUUGUGAUGGAUGUGAGAAGCGUAUCGUCGGCACCCGCCACAAGUGCCUGUCUUGCCCUGACUGGGACUACUGCGCCUCUUGCGUCCAGAAGGCCGACCAGGACCACCCUGGACACCGCUUCGCCCCUAUCUACGAAGCUAUUGGUGAUCUGCCUCGUGACUCUGAGGUCCACUUUGGCAUCUUCUGUGAUGGCCCGCUGUGCAAUGACAAGCCUGCUCAGAGCUAUAUUACCGGCGUUCGCUACAAGUGUGCCGUCUGUGACGACGUUGACUUCUGCGCGAGCUGCGAGGCCCACCCCAGUCACCAGCACAACCGCACCCACCCCUUGAUCAAGUUCAAGACCCCCGUGCGCACCGUCACUGUUAGCACUAUCACCGAGGAUGAGAAUUCCACUGGCCACGUUUCUCUGGGUGACCAGCCUCGUGUCCCCGUCGACACCCCGGCUCCUCUGCAUGAGAACGUCGAGGAGAAGAAGCCUGUCAUUGUCGAGCAGUCUCCCGUAGAGGUGGAGGCCACCAAGCCUGAGCCAGCUUGGCCUGCUCCCUACCACCCGGUCCCCGCUGUCGAGGCACCCGAGGCUAUCAAGGAGGAAGACUCGAGCAGCUACAAGGCUUACUUUGUUCGCGAUGCGAUCGCCGAUGGCACCAAGCUGCCUCCAAACACUAUCUUCCGCCAGACGUGGACUCUCUUCAACCCUGGCCCUCUUGCCUGGCCGGCUGGUAGUGAUGUCCGCUUCGUCGGCGGAGACACCAUGUUCAACGUGGACUCUAGCCACCCAUCGAGCGUUGAGUCUAUCCGCUGUGCUAUGGAGAGCAACAAGCUCACUACCCCUCUGGGUCCCGGACAGAGCGCCGAUUUCACCGUGACCCUUCGCACCCCUCGCCGUGAGGGCACCGCCAUCUCGUACUGGCGUCUCAAGCUUCCCAACGGUGUCCCUAUUGGCCACCGAUUGUGGUGCGAUAUUCAGGUGCAGGGUGUCGUCUCUCCCACCCCCUCGGUCGUUGAGCCGGUCAAGAAGGUCGUUGAGGAGCCCGCCGAGUCCGAGUCCUCCGCUGCUAGCACCGAAACUGUCGGUAGUGGCAUGAUCUUCCCCAAACUGGAGAAGGAGUCUCCCGAGUCUAGCCUCCAUGAAGAUAUCGUAUCGACCGAUCGGGCUGCGAUCGAAUCGACUGCUUCGGAGGCAGAUGUCCUGGAAGAUGUCGAGAGCCUCACUUUGGAUGACGUCUCCACUGACGCUGGCUUCCUGACCGAUGAGGAGUAUGACGUCCUCGAUGCUAGCGAUCAGGAGUUCCUGGAGGCCAAGCAGUCUAUUCACUAG